CGAAGCGGUUCUCGCUCAGUGAAGUACGGGUUCUUCGUCAGUUACCACAGUCAGUAUACUUAGAUAGUCAGUAUGGGAGUCCCUGCUGGUGAUGCUGAAAAGGGAAAGAAGGUUUUUGUGCAGAAAUGUUCUCAGUGUCAUACUGUAGAAAAAGGCGGCAAACAUAAAGUUGGUCCUAAUCUAAGUGGAUUAAUAGGAAGGAAAACGGGUCAGGCCGUAGGAUUCACCUAUUCAGACGCCAAUAUUACCAAAGGUAUUACAUGGAGCAAGGAUACUCUCUUUGAAUAUUUAGAAAAUCCAAAGAAAUACAUUCCAGGAACUAAGAUGGUGUUUGCUGGAAUCAAGAAACCACAAGAACGAGCUGAUCUCAUCGCUUAUCUUGAACAAGCAACUAAGUAAUAACGAUUCCAUUAAGUAGUGUUCGAAUACUCCAAGGAGGUGAAAGACUCAACUCCGGGUUAUUUAUUGUAAGAUUUAUCCAGUUCGCCAAGUGAGAUAAACAAAAACUUUGCUGAUUCUCAAAAUACAUACUCAUGAUGUGUAUUAAUUAUUCCACUUUAAAAGUGUUUAUUAUUUAUUUAUAGUAAAUGUUGACAUUUUGUUGAAAUGUGAUAUGUAUAGGUCGUAACAAUAAAUUAUUAUG
Nezara viridula (southern green stink bug) is the source of this 643-nucleotide messenger RNA. Lineage: Eukaryota; Metazoa; Arthropoda; Insecta; Hemiptera; Pentatomidae. The record is from the annotation of a GenBank genome assembly.